AUCGUAUAGCGUAUAUGCGUUCGCUCUCUAUCCCCGCUAACACACUGCUAUAAUGCCCACUAUUUGAUACCGGCUUUCUCGUUUGUUUACAUCGUCGCGCCACCUCCGCCGCCGACGUCUGCACUGCGGAUGACGCGCCGAACAAAAGCAGGAACCGAGAUGAAGACAGCUUUAGGCGUAGUCAAAUUGAAAAUGGAACCAAUUUAUGGAGACGACCCGUCAGAACCGGCGGCAGUGUCCACCCUAUGUGCUAAAUGUGAGUGCACAAUUGCAGAUAGGUAUAUUAUGCGUGUAUCCGGUCGAUCUUAUCACGAACGGUGUCUUAAGUGCACGACAUGUGCGUUGAAGCUAGAUCGGUCGUGUUUUGUGUGGAACGCAAAAUUAUACUGCCGUCAGGAUUAUGACAAAUGUGUAUACCGUAGUUGUGGCAGUUGUGGUGAUCAUAUCGCUGCUGGUGAAUUGGUAAUGCGGGCAGGCGAGUGCGUUUUCCAUGAACAGUGUUUUGUGUGCGUAGUGUGCGGUAUACGUCUAUGCACUGGUGAUCAGUAUGUAAUAAAGCAUUCUCAGCUAUUUUGUCGUCCAGAUUAUGAGAAAGAAGUGAACAUGAUGAGAGAUGAAAUCAACCGAAACACUGGAGAAUGGAGUUAUAACCACGAUGGUCGCCGUGGACCUAAGCGCCCCAGAACGAUUCUCACUACCCAACAACGGCGUGCGUUUAAAGCAUCAUUUGAACUAAGCCCAAAACCAUGUCGAAAAGUUAGAGAAGGGCUAGCGCAUGAUACAGGCUUAAGCGUUCGUAUUGUCCAGGUUUGGUUUCAAAACCAAAGAGCAAAAAUGAAAAAGAUUCAAAAAAAAGCAAAACUUAAUAGCAACAAUUUAGUUGCCUCGUCCAAUAAUAAUAAUGGAAAUAAUAAUUGUAGUGGUGCUGAAAGUGGUAAUUCGUGUAGUUCGAGUGGACUUUUACAAUCAACUAUAAAAGACGAACAAUACAGUUCUGAUGGUUGUGAAGAUGGCGUAUCCGGAAGGUUCGAAACUCAACAACAAGAAUCCCACAGACAACCUCAGCAACAAAUGCAUGAGUCUUUUCACAUACGACACCAAUCUUCUGCUGUUGUAAAACAAGAUUCUAUGUCAUCGUUUUUACAACAACAGCCUUUUGGUAUAUUUGGUCAAGACUUGAACAACCGCCAGGAACCAAAUUACUUAACGCCAGAUAUUAUGAUACCUAAACAUAUUUAUGGUGGUUUCGUAUCACAGGAGACUGUUAUACGUUGUGGCUCAAAUCCAAUCGAUCGGUUGUACUCAAUGCAAGCAUCAUAUUUUUGUAAUAAUAUAUCUGAUGACGCAAGUUCAUUACAAUUAGACGAACACCAAUAAUAAACAAUUUAUAUAUUACCUA
This is a messenger RNA of Rhopalosiphum maidis (corn leaf aphid), 1399 nucleotides long. RefSeq names its product LIM homeobox transcription factor 1-beta-like. NCBI's taxonomy places the organism in Eukaryota, Metazoa, Arthropoda, Insecta, Hemiptera, Aphididae. The coding region runs from base 130 to 1377 and encodes 415 amino acids. The transcript is spliced from 7 exons. Gene Ontology annotation, molecular function: DNA-binding transcription factor activity, RNA polymerase II-specific; RNA polymerase II transcription regulatory region sequence-specific DNA binding. Gene Ontology annotation, biological process: regulation of transcription by RNA polymerase II; neuron differentiation. The record is from RefSeq and is a predicted model, not a curated record. Gene Ontology annotation, cellular component: nucleus.